GCCGCCUCUGCCGCCGCCGCCGCGCAGGCGCAAUCCUCCCCGGAUCGGCUGAGCCUGCAUUUCCCGAGCUGUGAGCGCGGCGUUGCUGCCACAGUCCGGGCUUCACCGGCCGCGGGAGCGCCACUACCAUGAACUGCCUCGCCCGCUUUCCCACCGCGACUCCACGACGGCCCUGGGCGCUUCCAGACACCGUCCGAGAUCCCCCUCCUCUUCCUCGCCGCCCCUGCCGCUGCGACCCCUUGGCCCCAGAGCCCGGCUCUGCAGCCGCAGGAUGCCGGGGGGCAAGCGAGGGCUGGUGGCACCACAGAAUACCUUUCUGGAGAACAUCGUCCGGCGCUCGAGCGAAUCAAGUUUUUUGCUGGGGAAUGCUCAAAUCGUGGACUGGCCUGUAGUAUAUAGUAAUGACGGAUUUUGUAAACUCUCUGGAUACCACCGAGCGGACGUCAUGCAGAAAAGUAGCACCUGCAGUUUUAUGUAUGGGGAACUCACCGAUAAGAAAACCAUUGAAAAAGUCAGACACACGUUUGACAACUAUGAAUCAAACUGCUUCGAAAUACUCCUGUACAAGAAAAACAGAACACCUGUCUGGUUUUACAUGCAAAUUGCGCCCAUAAGAAACGAACACGACAAAGUGGUGUUAUUCCUGUGCACUUUUAAAGAUAUCACUUUAUUCAAGCAGCCGAUCGAAGAUGAGUCAACCAAAGGCUGGACAAAAUUUGCACGGUUGACACGAGCGUUGACGAACAGCCGGAGUGUUUUGCAGCAGCUGACUCCUAUGAACAAAGCUGAGGUGGUCCAUAAACAUUCAAGGCUAGCUGAAGUUCUUCAGCUGGGUUCGGAUAUUCUUCCACAAUACAAGCAAGAAGCUCCAAAGACGCCACCACAUAUAAUUUUACACUACUGUGCUUUUAAAACCACAUGGGACUGGGUCAUCUUGAUUCUCACCUUCUACACAGCCAUUAUGGUUCCUUACAAUGUGUCCUUCAAGACGAAGCAGAACAACAUUGCAUGGUUGGUCUUGGACAGUGUGGUCGACGUCAUUUUCCUGGUGGACAUAGUCUUAAAUUUUCACACCACCUUUGUUGGACCUGGCGGAGAAGUCAUCUCUGAUCCCAAACUCAUCAGGAUGAACUACCUGAAAACCUGGUUUGUGAUAGACCUCUUGUCAUGUUUACCUUAUGACAUCAUCAAUGCCUUUGAGAAUGUGGAUGAGGGGAUCAGCAGCCUCUUCAGUUCCUUAAAAGUGGUACGUCUUCUGCGACUGGGCCGGGUUGCCAGAAAACUGGACCAUUAUUUGGAAUAUGGUGCUGCAGUGCUGGUGCUUCUGGUCUGUGUCUUCGGACUAGUAGCCCACUGGCUAGCUUGUAUAUGGUACAGCAUUGGGGACUAUGAAGUUAUUGAUGAAAUCACAAAUACCCUUAAGAAGGACAGCUGGCUCUGCCAGUUGGCAGAGAGUAUUGGAACCCCUUAUCGGUACAACUCCUCUGGAUCAGGGCAAUGGGAAGGAGGACCCAGUAAAGACUCACUUUAUAUAACUUCGCUCUAUUUUACCAUGACAAGCCUUACGACCAUAGGAUUUGGAAACAUUGCUCCGACCACCGAUGGAGAGAAGAUCUUCUCCGUAGCCAUGAUGAUGGUUGGCUCUCUUCUUUAUGCAACUAUUUUUGGAAACGUCACCACCAUUUUCCAACAAAUGUAUGCCAACACCAACCGUUACCAUGAGAUGCUGAAUAACGUGCGAGAUUUCCUGAAGUUGUACCAAGUACCCAAAGGCCUUAGCGAACGAGUCAUGGAUUAUAUUGUCUCCACGUGGUCCAUGUCCAAAGGGAUCGAUACAGAGAAGGUCCUUUCAAUUUGUCCCAAGGACAUGAGAGCGGAUAUUUGUGUGCAUCUCAACCGAAAGGUUUUUAAUGAACACCCAGCUUUUCGGCUAGCUAGCGACGGCUGCCUACGAGCCCUUGCGGUGGAGUUCCAGACAAUUCAUUGUGCUCCUGGUGACCUCAUUUACCACGCCGGGGAAAGUGUUGAUGCUCUUUGCUUUGUCGUCUCAGGAUCCCUCGAAGUCAUACAAGAUGAUGAGGUGGUCGCUAUUUUAGGGAAAGGGGAUGUGUUCGGUGACAUCUUCUGGAAGGAGACGACUCUGGCCCACGCCUGUGCUAACGUUCGAGCACUCACCUACUGCGAUUUGCACAUUAUCAAGCGGGAGGCCUUGCUGAAAGUUCUGGAUUUUUAUACUGCUUUUGCAAACUCCUUCUCAAGGAACUUGACGCUGACGUGCAACCUGAGGAAACGGAUUAUCUUCCGAAAAAUCAGUGAUGUCAAAAAGGAGGAGGAGGAGCGCCUACGGCAGAAGAACGAAGUGACCUUGAGCAUCCCGGUGGACCAUCCUGUCCGAAAGCUGUUCCAGAAAUUCAAGCAGCAGAAAGAAAUGAGGAACCAAGGCACGACCUUCGCUGACCCGGAGAGGAACACCCUCCAAGUGGAGACGCGGACCCUGCAAAAUGGGGCCGCCAUCACGGGCACCAGCGUGGUCACCGUGUCUCAGAUCACACCCAUCCAGAGCUCCUUGUCUUACGUGAAGACCGAGGCCAUGAAACAGAACAAUCGGGAGGCCCUGGAGAUCAACCCAGAGAGCAGCGGCGGGGUUACUGGCGGUGGGGACCCUAAAUCCCUCAAGGUCACUAGCCCCGUGCGGAUGAAAAACGGGAACGGCAAAGGGUGGCUUCGACUCAAGAACACCAUGGCGAGCCAAGAAGAGAAGAGGGAAGACUGGAACAACGUCACCAAAGCAGAGUCCAUGGGGCUGUUGUCCGACGACCCCAAGAGCAUCGAUUCGGAGAACGGCGUGACGAAAAACCCGCUGAGGAAAACGGACUCUUGUGACAGCGGGAUCACGAAAAGUGACCUUCGUUUGGACAAAGCUGGGGAGAACCGCAGCCCCCUGGAACACAGUCCCAUUCAAGCGGACGCAAAGCACCCCUUCUACCCGAUUCCCGAACAGGCCUUACAAACGACGCUCCAGGAGGUGAAACACGAACUCAAAGAAGAGAUCCAGCUGCUAAGCAGCCGAAUGGCCACCCUGGAGAAGCAGGUGGCUGAGAUUUUAAAAAUACUGUCUGAAAAGGACACCUCACAGACCGCUUCUCCCAAAUCCCAUUUAUCUCCUCAGCUAUCGUCCCAAAUACCCUGUCAGGAUAUUUUUAGUGUUUCGAGGCCCGUGUCGCCUGAAUCGGAAAAGGAUGAAAUCCACUUUUAAUAUUCACCCAUUUCUCUUUGUAUACUAAAUGUAUACUGUGAAAUGGGCCUGCAUACCUGCAGAUAUAGAGGUGCAUAUAUUUAUAUACACAGAGAGACACACGUCGGUCUGGGUCUGUGUGUAAGGUGUACCCAUAUAUACACACACAUGUGUGUAUGUAUAAAUAAAUUAUAGAGAGAGAUAUAUAGAUAUAUAUAUAGAUAGAUAUAUCUAAACAUAUAUAUUUUCACUUGCAUUCAAUAUGACUUGAACACAAGAAAAUGGAUUUUGAUAUGUAAAUAUUGCAUGUCCAGCUGGAUUCUGGCCUGCCAAAGAAAACAGUUAUUAAUAUAGAUAUUGCUUGUAUAAUAUGCAGUUGACUGCAU
Molecule: messenger RNA, 3621 nt
Organism: Pogona vitticeps (central bearded dragon)
Lineage: Eukaryota; Metazoa; Chordata; Lepidosauria; Squamata; Agamidae
Gene: KCNH5
Product: potassium voltage-gated channel subfamily H member 5
Biological process (GO): regulation of membrane potential; potassium ion transmembrane transport
Cellular component (GO): plasma membrane; voltage-gated potassium channel complex
Molecular function (GO): voltage-gated potassium channel activity
Source: RefSeq, a predicted model, not a curated record